UCCCGGCGGCCGCGGCAGCACUCGGCCGGCGCUGCGCUGCGGGGAGGGCGGCUCUGCGAAGCCGCGAGUCCUCCCGCCGGGCUCCGGACCCAGCAUGGCUUUCGCCAAUUUCCGCCGCAUCUUGCGCUUAUCAACCUUCGAAAAGAGAAAAUCUCGUGAAUAUGAACACGUCCGUCGGGACCUGGAUCCCAACGAGGUGUGGGAGAUCGUGGGCGAGCUGGGGGACGGCGCUUUCGGCAAAGUGUACAAGGCCAAAAACAAGGAGACCGGCGCCCUAGCAGCAGCCAAAGUCAUCGAGACCAAGAGCGAGGAGGAGCUGGAAGAUUACAUCGUGGAGAUUGAGAUCCUGGCCACCUGCGACCACCCGUACAUCGUGAAGCUCCUGGGGGCCUACUACUAUGACGGGAAGCUAUGGAUCAUGAUCGAGUUCUGCCCCGGGGGAGCUGUUGAUGCCAUCAUGCUGGAGCUGGAUCGAGGCCUCACCGAGCCCCAGAUUCAGGUUGUGUGCCGCCAGAUGCUGGAGGCUCUUAACUUUCUGCACAGCAAGAGGAUCAUCCACCGCGACCUGAAAGCCGGCAAUGUGCUUAUGACCCUGGAGGGGGACAUCCGGUUGGCUGAUUUCGGUGUGUCUGCCAAGAAUCUGAAAACUCUGCAGAAGCGAGAUUCCUUCAUAGGAACGCCUUACUGGAUGGCUCCUGAGGUGGUGCUCUGUGAGACCAUGAAGGACGCCCCCUAUGACUACAAAGCUGACAUCUGGUCCCUGGGGAUCACGCUGAUCGAGAUGGCGCAGAUCGAGCCCCCACACCACGAGCUCAACCCCAUGCGGGUCCUGCUCAAGAUUGCCAAAUCAGACCCUCCCACGCUGCUCACACCCUCCAAGUGGUCUGCCGAGUUCCGAGACUUUCUGAAGGCAGCAUUGGAUAAGAACCCAGAAACCCGGCCCACGGCUACACAGCUGCUGGAGCAUCCCUUUGUCAGUGGCGUCACCAGUAACAAGGCUCUUCGGGAAUUGGUGGCCGAGGCAAAGGCCGAGGUGAUGGAGGAGAUCGAAGAUGCCAGGGAGGAUGCCAGGGAGGACGGAGAAGAGGAGGAGGCUGUGGAUGCUGCUGCGCCCCUGGUCGACCACACUCAGGAAUCUGCCGACGCAUCUCAGCCAAGCCUCAACUCCAACAAGCUUCUCCAGGCUCCCUCUGCCCCGCUGCCUCCCAGCCAGCCUCAGGAGCCUGUGAAUGGGCCUUGUAGCCAACCCUCAGAGGAUGGAGCCCUCCAAACCACCAGCCCCACAGACGUGGUGCCCACGAGUGACAAUGACUUAAAGGUGCCUGUUCCUCUCCGGAAGUCCCGGCCACUGUCCAUGGAUGCCAGAAUUCAGGUGGCCGAAGAGAAACAAGUCACCGACGAAGCUGAGAGCCCUGGUCCUGCAGCUAGUAAGUCCCCAAAGGCAAACCACAGCCGGCCUAACAGCAGCGCCCUGGAGACCUUGGGUGGGGAGAAGAUGGCCAACGGUGGCCUGGAGCUCCCCAGCUCUGUAGCUCCGUGCCAUUCUAAGAGGGCUUCGGACUGCAGCAACCUGUCUACCUCGGAAAGCGGGGACUAUGGCACCUCCCUGUCUGCUGACCUGUCACUGAACAAAGAAACGGGCUCACUGUCUCUCAAGGGCUCCAAACUACACAACAAGACCCUGAAGCGCACGCGCCGCUUUGUGGUGGACGGCGUGGAGGUGAGCAUCACCACCUCCAAGAUCAUCAGCGAAGACGAGAAGAAAGACGAGGAGAUGCGGUUUCUCAGGCGCCAGGAACUCCGGGAGCUUCGGCUUCUGCAGAAAGAAGAACAUCGGAACCAGACGCAGCUGAGCAGCAAGCACGAGCUGCAGCUGGAGCAAAUGCACAAACGCUUUGAACAAGAAAUCAACGCCAAGAAGAAAUUCUAUGACAUGGAGCUGGAGAACCUGGAGCGGCAGCAGAAGCAGCAGGUGGAGAAGAUGGAGCAGGACCACAGCGUGCGCCGCAGAGAGGAAGCCAAGCGGAUCCGCCUGGAGCAGGAGCGGGACUACACCAAGUUCCAAGAGCAGCUCAAGCAGAUGAAGAAGGAGGUGAGGAGCGAGGUGGAGAAACUGCCCCGGCAGCAGCGGAAGGAGAGCAUGAAGCACAAGAUGGAAGAACACUCACAGAAGAAGCAGCUGCUCGACCGGGACUUUGUAGCCAAGCAGAAGAAUGACCUGGAGCUGGCCAUGAAGAAGCUCACCACAGAAAACAGGCGGGAGAUCUGUGACAAGGAACGAGAGUGCCUCAGCAAGAAGCAAGAGCUCCUCCGAGACCGGGAGGCAGCCCUGUGGGAGAUGGAGGAGCACCAGCUGCAGGAGCGGCAUCAGCUGGUAAAGCAGCAGCUUAAGGACCAGUACUUCCUGCAGCGGCACGAACUGUUGCGCAAGCACGAGAAGGAGCGGGAACAGAUGCAGCGCUACAACCAGCGAAUGGUGGAGCAGCUGAAGAUCAGACAGCAGCAGGAGAAGGCGCGGUUACCCAAGAUCCAGAGGAGUGAUGGCAAGACGCGCAUGGCCAUGUACAAGAAGAGCCUGCACAUCAGCGGCGCAGGCAGUGCCUCCGAGCAGCGCGAGAAGAUCAAGCAGUUCUCCCAGCAGGAGGAGAAGAGGCAGAAGGCGGAGAGGCUCCAGCAGCAGCAGAAACACGAGAACCAGAUGCGAGACAUGAUGGCGCAGUGCGAGAGCAACAUGAGCGAGCUGCAGCAGCUGCAGAACGAAAAGUGUCACCUGUUGGUGGAACAUGAAACCCAGAAGCUGAAGACCCUGGAUGGGAGCCAUAACCAGAGCCUGAAGGAAUGGCGGGACAAGCUUCGGCCCCGCAAAAAGGCCCUGGAAGAGGAUUUGAACCAAAAGAAGCGAGAACAGGAAAUGUUUUUCAAACUAAGUGAGGAAGCAGAGCCCAGACCCACCACACCCAACAGAGCCAGCAAGUUCUUCCCUUACAGCACCGGGGACGCUUCCUAACACCCCGCAUCCCUGGGCUGUGGUGGCGGCAUGGCCACUAGGGCCUCCGAGCCUCUAUGAACAAGUGACUCAGGACCUCUUCCUCUUGUUUCUGUGCCAGCUUGAACCACCUCCCAGCCUGCAGUGCUC
Messenger RNA from Acomys russatus (golden spiny mouse), 3136 nucleotides. It is a transcript of the gene Stk10, whose product is annotated as serine/threonine kinase 10. Gene Ontology annotation, biological process: protein phosphorylation. NCBI's taxonomy places the organism in Eukaryota, Metazoa, Chordata, Mammalia, Rodentia, Muridae. Bases 95 to 3007 code for a protein of 970 amino acids. The transcript is spliced from 19 exons. The record is from RefSeq and is a predicted model, not a curated record. Gene Ontology annotation, molecular function: protein serine/threonine kinase activity; ATP binding.